AUGAAGAUUUCAAAUACUUUGACCCAGGCCUUGUGGCUUUUGUUGCCACUCGUUGCGGCCGUUCAGGCGAAGGAAUACUCUCGAAGCGAGGCGUGCCAGCCACACCAUCCAUUCAAGCCCCUUCCGGGCAGCCAAGCCAGAACUCGCACCUGUCAUGUAGCCAACAAUGGCCAUGGACGCGACGAUUCAGCCAAUGUCCUUACCGCAUUGAAGAAAUGCAACAACGGAGGAAAAAUCGUCUUUGAUGCCGACAAGACAUAUACGAUUGGAAAGGCACUUGACAUGACUUUCUUGAAGCAUGUGGAUCUCGAAAUCCAAGGCCACGUCCAAUUUAGCGAUGACACAGACUAUUGGCAAGCAAAUUCGUUCAGGCACGUCUACCAAAACGCCACAACGUUCUUCCAGAUCGGUGGUGAGGAUGUCAAUAUUUACGGCGAGGGCACCCUGGAUGGUAACGGCCAGGUCUGGUAUGAUUUAUAUGCAGAGGAUCCCCUUAUCCUGCGGCCAAUUCUGGUUGGUAUAAUUGGGCUAAAUGGAGGUACCAUUGGACCUCUCAACCUUCGUUAUUCGCCUCAGUGGUAUCAAUUCGUGGCAAACUCAUCCAACGUCCUUUUUGACGGAAUUGAUAUCAGUGGGUUCAGCAGCAGUGCGAAUGUGGCUAAGAACACAGAUGGAUGGGACCUUUAUCGUUCGACGAAUGUUGUUAUCCAAAACUCUGUGAUCAACAAUGGAGAUGGUACGGUUCCCUUAAAAAAUUUGGACCGAUCUUCUUUUAUUAACCAUCUCAAAGAUUGCGUCUCGUUCAAGCCCAAUGUUACCGACAUUUUGGUCCAGAACCUCCAUUGCAACGGCUCCCACGGUAUCUCUGUUGGCUCUCUGGGCCAAUACCCGGGCGAGGUUGACAUCGUGCAGAAUGUGCUCGUGUACAACAUCUCCAUGUUCAACGCAUCGGAUGGUGCGCGUAUCAAAGUCUGGCCUGGGGCUUCCGCUGCGAUGUCUACCGAUCUCCAGGGCGGCGGUGGAUCGGGUCUGGUGAAGAAUAUUACCUACGAUGGCAUGACCAUUGAUAAUGUCGAUUAUGCCAUCGAAGUUACCCAGUGCUAUGGCCAGAAGAAUUUGACUCUCUGCAAUGAGUUCCCCAGCGAACUCGCCAUCGAAGAUGUUGUCUUCAAGAAUUUCAACGGUGUCACCUCUGGUAAACGUGACCCUGACGUGGGAAUGAUUGUUUGCUCAAGUCCCGAUGUCUGCUCAAAUAUCAACGCCAGUAACAUCGAUGUUGUUAGCCCCAAUGGGGAUGAUCAGUUCACUUGCACAAAUGUGGGUUUAUCUUGA
Penicillium egyptiacum is the source of this 1332-nucleotide messenger RNA. Lineage: Eukaryota; Fungi; Ascomycota; Eurotiomycetes; Eurotiales; Aspergillaceae. The record is from the annotation of a GenBank genome assembly.